This is a messenger RNA of Chanos chanos (milkfish), 843 nucleotides long. RefSeq names its product phenylethanolamine N-methyltransferase-like. The transcript has 3 exons. Lineage: Eukaryota; Metazoa; Chordata; Actinopteri; Gonorynchiformes; Chanidae. Gene Ontology annotation, molecular function: phenylethanolamine N-methyltransferase activity. Gene Ontology annotation, cellular component: cytosol. The record is from RefSeq and is a predicted model, not a curated record. The coding region runs from base 1 to 843 and encodes 280 amino acids.
AUGGAGGGACAGAAUGGAAAGGAAAGUGCUGGGCAAGAAAAAAGAUUGUCCGAAGCCGAGCUGAAGACAUGUUACCAGCAUUUUGAUCCUGCAGCGUACUUGCAAUAUAUCUAUACUCCACCACGUGCUAACUUUGACAACAAAGACAAUAUCGCACCAUGGCAACUUGGCUGGCUACACAGGGCUUUUACUGAGGGUGAUGUGAAGGGGGAUAUUCUGGUGGAUAUAGGUUCUGGUCCUACUCUCUAUCAAGUGAUGAGCGGCUGUGAGCGCUUUCGUCGUGUGAUCCUUUCUGACUUUGUGGAGGCGAACUGCAGGGAACUGCAGAACUGGCUACAGGGCAAGAGUAACAGUCUAGACUGGACUCCUUUCUUUCAGCAUGUCUGUAAACUGGAGGGGAGAAGCCCUGAUGCAUGGAGUGAGAAAGCACAGCGUCUUCGAUCCGUGGUAACCGACGUGUUACCCAUUGAUGUACACCAACCUCACCCGUUACUUCCGGAAGCCUUGCCCCCAUCUGGAGCUGACUGUCUGAUCUCCUGCUACUGCCUGGAGUCUGCUAGUCCUGACCUGGCUUCCUUUAACAGAGCCCUGGGUCACAUCUCCAGCCUGCUUCGUCAGGGGGGCCACCUCCUGCUCAUUGGAACCCUGGAAAUGACAUUCUACUAUGCAGCACCAGAAUUGUGUAUCCCUGCGGUGCGCCUGGAUGAGGCUCAGCUGUGUUCCAGCCUGAAGAACUGUGGCUUCCAGCUGCUGGAACUCAGCAUUUACCACCUACCACAGGACAUGCAGAAAAGUACUGAUGACGCUAAGUCCAUGUUCUUUGUGAAAGCUAAGAAACAGUAG